UCCUACAGCGGGGAUUCAUGACUACGACGGAGCCCCUCACACUCCCCAAUGAGCAACCGCAGGCGACAUGUAGGCAAUAGGGCGAACCCUGAUCCAAACACGUGUUUGGGAGUGUUCGGGUUGAGUUUGUACACCACAGAGCAGGAUCUGCGGGAGGUCUUCUCAAAGUACGGCCCACUUACGGAUGUGUGCAUUGUCUACGAUCAGCAGUCACGCCGCUCGCGAGGGUUCGCCUUUGUUUACUUUGAGAACAAAGAGGACUCUCAGGAGGCGAAAGAGAGAGCAAAUGGUAUGGAGCUGGAUGGUCGCAGGAUCCGAGUGGACUUCUCCAUCACCAAGAGACCACACACCCCUACUCCAGGGAUCUACAUGGGCCGGCCCACAUAUGGAGGUGGAGGUCCCAGUCUGAGUUGGCGUCGUGAUUAUGAUCGAGGUUACGAUCGCUAUGACGACCGUGAUUACUACAGCAGAUCAUAUAGGAGGAGGUCUCCAUCUCCAUACUACAGCCGUGGUGGUUAUCGCUCACGUUCACGCUCCUACUCCCCCCGUCACUACUGA
Molecule: messenger RNA, 558 nt
Organism: Neoarius graeffei (lesser salmon catfish)
Lineage: Eukaryota; Metazoa; Chordata; Actinopteri; Siluriformes; Ariidae
Gene: tra2b
Product: transformer 2 beta homolog
Exons: 6
Coding region: 49-558 (169 amino acids)
Biological process (GO): positive regulation of mRNA splicing, via spliceosome
Cellular component (GO): spliceosomal complex
Molecular function (GO): RNA binding
Source: RefSeq, a predicted model, not a curated record